AUGUCAGGUACUCCUAUCUCUUUCGGUGACCAUCCGCCUCACGGCAAUCCUGCGAACACUGGGCCCAGUACUCAGAGCACGGAUAGAGAGUCUACUGCUUCCCAUCCACCAGCGAUCAAACCCGACCCGACGACUUCAGCACCUCAUCCGAAGUUCCAUCCACCGCACGGCAAGACCGGUGGUUCGAUUGAGGAUGCCACCCAAGGAGGACAGUCCACCGCCUCUGCCGCCAGUUCCUCCGAACUCGCCGGUAAUGAAGUAGGCAACCACCGCAAACUCGCCAACCUCAACGCAACUCUCAAAAAUGGUCUACGACAGUUCCCCGAUUUUCCCGAGAAAGGCAUCUUGUUUGAGGACAUCAUGCCACUCUUCGCCGACCACGCACUACAUUCGAGUCUAAUACAAGCGCUCGAACUGAAAAUCGCCGACGUCUUCAACACCAAGCUCGGCGAGAGCAGUGACGUCGAUAUAGUCAUUGGUCUAGAGAGUCGUGGCUUCCUCUUCGGUCCUACGCUGGCACUUCGACUAGGCGCUGGAUUCGUACCCGUGCGCAAACCUGGAAAGCUACCCGGCAAGACGAUCAAGGCGACUUUCAAGAAGGAGUACGGCGAAGAUGUGUUUGAGAUGCAGGGUGAUGCUAUCAAGGAGGGGCAGAAGGUGGUCAUUGUGGAUGAUAUUAUAGCGACAGGAGGCUCGGCACAGGCUGCAGGCUCUCUCGUGCAUCAGCUCGGUGGAAAGCUACUGGGAUAUGUGUUUCUAAUGGAGCUCGACUUCCUGAAGGGUCGUGAUAAGUUGGAUGCGCCGGUGUAUACUCUGCUCAGUGGGCAGGAAGAGGCGCUCAACCAGGGAGGUGCUGUGGACGAUAAGCUACCGCUUGGCCGGACGAAAGAGAGUGCGGAGGAAGCCAGCAAGCCAGUCACUGAUGCUGGUGGUUCGGCGGCAGAGCAGAAGCCUUGA
This is a messenger RNA of Recurvomyces mirabilis, 957 nucleotides long. It is a transcript of the gene APT1, whose product is annotated as adenine phosphoribosyltransferase. The record is from RefSeq and is a predicted model, not a curated record. NCBI's taxonomy places the organism in Eukaryota, Fungi, Ascomycota, Dothideomycetes, Mycosphaerellales, Teratosphaeriaceae. Bases 1 to 957 code for a protein of 318 amino acids. Gene Ontology annotation, biological process: adenine salvage; AMP salvage. Gene Ontology annotation, molecular function: adenine phosphoribosyltransferase activity; AMP binding; adenine binding. The transcript has 2 exons. Gene Ontology annotation, cellular component: cytoplasm.